Messenger RNA from Cavia porcellus (domestic guinea pig), 4771 nucleotides. It is a transcript of the gene Pan2, whose product is annotated as poly(A) specific ribonuclease subunit PAN2. The record is from RefSeq and is a predicted model, not a curated record. NCBI's taxonomy places the organism in Eukaryota, Metazoa, Chordata, Mammalia, Rodentia, Caviidae. The transcript has 28 exons. Gene Ontology annotation, cellular component: P-body; PAN complex. Gene Ontology annotation, biological process: mRNA processing; nuclear-transcribed mRNA poly(A) tail shortening. Bases 328 to 3966 code for a protein of 1212 amino acids. Gene Ontology annotation, molecular function: poly(A)-specific ribonuclease activity; nucleic acid binding; protein binding.
CUGUCUCGCAGUAGGUUAGGUUGAGUUAGAGGCGCGGGGUAGAACUGGGGAAACUGGAAUUUCCCGCGGAGUUGACGGCGCUUGCUCUCCCCCUACUCAUUUUAAUUCCACGCGCUCCAAAAUAUCCGCCAUGGAGAAAUCUUGGAAACAAGCAUUUUAGACCUAAUUGCAACUCUCCUAUACCCGAAAAACCUGCUUCCUUCACCUGAUGGUUAAGGGCUGAACCAGGCCAGAAUGUCCUUUCUAGGCCCACUGGUGCUGUUCUGCUGAAGGCUGGGUCAGGUAUCCACAGGGACUCUGUAACACAGCUGCCAUCAUAUCACCACCAUGAACUUUGAGGGUCUGGACCCUGGAUUGGCAGAGUAUGCCCCAUCCAUACAUUCCACCUUGGACCCUGUCCUGGAUGCCCACCUGAACCCAAGUUUGCUACAGAAUGUGGAGCUGGACCCAGAGGGAGUGGCCUUGGACGCUCUUCCUGUCCAAGAAUCAGUGCACAUAAUGGAAGGUGUCUACUCUGAAUUGCACAGCGUGGUGGCUGAAGUGGGUGUGCCUGUGACUGUCUCCCACUUUGACUUGCACGAGGAGAUGCUGUGGGUGGGGAGCCAUGGGGGCCAUGCCACUUCUUUUUUUGGCCCAGCCUUGGAGCGCUACUCAUCCUUUCAGGUCAAUGGCAGUGAUGACAUUCGCCAGAUUCAAAGUUUGGAGAAUGGUAUCCUUUUUCUCACAAAGAACAACCUCAAGUAUAUGGCUCGUGGGGGACUCAUUAUAUUUGAUUACUUGCUGGAUGAGAGUGAGGACAUGCACAGUCUCCUGCUGACUGACAGCAGCACGCUACUUGUGGGUGGUCUGCAGAACCAUAUACUGGAGAUUGAUCUGAACACUGUCCAGGAGACUCAAAAGUAUGCAGUCGAGUUACCUGGAGUUACCAUCAUGAGACAGACAAAUCGCUUCUUCUUCUGUGGCCACACAUCCGGCAAGGUUUCCCUUCGAGACCUCCGUAGUUUUAAGGUGGAGCAUGAAUUCGAUGCCUUCUCAGGGAGCCUGUCAGAUUUUGAUGUUCAUGGCAACCUGCUGGCUGCCUGUGGCUUCUCUAGCCGCCUCACUGGCCUGGCCUGCGACCGAUUCCUUAAGGUGUAUGAUUUGCGAAUGAUGCGAGCCAUCACACCACUUCAGGUUCAUGUGGAUCCUGCCUUCCUGCGCUUCAUUCCUACAUAUACUUCUCGUCUUGCUAUCAUCUCCCAGUCAGGGCAAUGCCAGUUUUGUGAGCCCACAGGCCUGGCCAACCCAGCAGAUAUCUUCCAUGUGAAUCCUGUGGGACCUCUGCUAAUGACAUUUGAUGUGUCCGCUAGCAAGCAGGCCCUGGCCUUUGGGGAUUCUGAGGGCUGUGUGCACCUUUGGAGUGAUUCCCCUGAGCCUUCCUUCAACCCCUACUCCCGUGAGACUGAAUUUGCUUUGCCUUGUCUUGUGGACUCACUGCCUCCUUUGGACUGGAGCCAAGACCUGCUGCCUCUUUCCCUCAUCCCUGUUCCACUUACCACUGAUGUGCUCCUCUCUGAUUGGCCUGCUGCCAACUCUGCUCCUGCUCCCAGGCGAGCACCACCUGUGGAUGCAGAGAUACUGCGCACCAUGAAGAAAGUGGGCUUCAUUGGCUAUGCACCCAACCCCCGCACCAGACUGCGCAAUCAGAUUCCUUACCGACUAAAGGAGUUGGACAAUGAAUUUGACAGCUCUAGCCAGGUCACUGAGUCACUGAUAGGGCGGGAAGAAGAGCCACAUCUCCACAUGGUUUCCAAGAAAUACCGCAAGGUAACCAUCAAGUAUUCCAAGCUCGGGCUGGAAGACUUUGACUUCAAACACUAUAAUAAGACCCUCUUUGCUGGAUUAGAGCCCCACAUCCCCAAUGCUUACUGUAACUGCAUGAUUCAGGUGCUUUAUUUCCUGGAGCCUGUUCGCUGUCUAAUCCAGAACCACCUUUGCCAGAAAGAGUUCUGCCUGGCAUGUGAGCUGGGCUUCCUCUUCCAUAUGUUGGACCUCUCUCGUGGUGACCCUUGCCAGGGCAGUAAUUUUCUUCGGGCAUUCCGUACCAUUCCCGAGGCCUCAGCCCUUGGCCUGAUCCUGGCUGACUCAGAUGAGGCAUCAGGCAAAGGUAAUCUGGCCAGGCUCAUUCAGAGGUGGAAUCGCUUCAUUCUCACACAACUGCAUCAGGACAUGCAGGAGCUGGAAGUACCCCAGGCUUACCGAGGUGUUGGAGGCAGCAGCUUUUGUUCAUCGGGGGACUCUGUAAUUGGGCAGCUGUUCAGCUGUGAGAUGGAGAACUGCAGCCUCUGCCGCUGUGGCAGUGAGACCGUGCGCACGUCAUCCACCCUGCUUUUCACACUCUCCUACCCUGAGGGUAGCAACUGUGAUAAGACUGGGAAGAACUAUGACUUUGCUCAGGUGCUGAAGCGAAGCAUCUGCUUGGAGCAGAAUACCCAGGCCUGGUGUGACAACUGUGAGAAGUACCAGCCCACGAUUCAGACUCGAAACAUCCGCCAUCUCCCAGAUAUUCUUGUCAUUAAUUGUGAAGUAAACAGUUCAAAAGAGGCAGAUUUCUGGAGAAUUCAGGCUGAGGUUGCUUUCAAGAUGGCAAUAAAGAAAUAUGGUGGAGAGAUCUCCAAGAAUAAGGAAUUUGCUCUGGCCGAUCGGAAGGAACUAAGGAGUCCAGAAGGUUUGCUGUUGUGUUCCUCCAUUGAGGAGUUGAAAAAUGUCUGGCUUCCUUUUUCUAUUCGGAUGAAGAUGACCAAGAACAAAGGGCUGGAUGUUUGCAAUUGGACUGAUGGGGAUGAGGUGCAGCUCAGCAGCCUGGGUGCCCCCUCGCAGUGGGGCCUGGCCAAGGCAGAGGAGGAGCGUGGUGUCUGUGUGUAUGACCUGAUGGCUACUGUGGUGCACAUCCUGGACUCGCGCACAGGGGGCAGCCUGGUGGCUCACAUCAAAGUCGGCGAGACGUACCACCAGCGCAAGGAGGGUGUCACUCACCAGCAGUGGUAUCUCUUCAAUGACUUCCUUAUUGAACCUAUUGAUAAACAUGAGUCAGUACAGUUUGACAUGAAUUGGAAAGUACCUGCUAUCCUUUAUUAUGUGAAGAGGAAUCUCAAUUCCAGAUACAACCUGAAUAUCAAGAAUCCUAUCGAGGCUAGUGUGUUGCUAGCUGAAGCCUCCCUGGCACGGAAGCAGCGAAAAACACAUACUACCUUUAUUCCACUGAUGCUGAGUGAGAUGCCACAGGUUGGGGACCUGGUGGGCCUUGAUGCUGAAUUUGUCACACUUAAUGAGGAAGAAGCAGAGUUACGCAGCGAUGGCACUAAGUCUACUAUUAAACCAAGCCAGAUGUCAGUAGCAAGGAUCACCUGUGUUCGGGGCCAGGGGCCCAAUGAGGGUAUCCCUUUCAUUGAUGACUACAUCUCUACCCAGGAGCAGGUGGUGGAUUACUUGACUCAGUACUCGGGGAUAAAGCCAGGAGACCUUGAUGCCAAAAUUUCCUCCAAGCACCUCACAACCCUUAAAUCUACCUACUUAAAGCUUCGUUUUCUGAUUGACAUUGGAGUGAAGUUUGUGGGACAUGGCCUGCAGAAGGACUUCCGGGUCAUCAACCUCAUGGUGCCCAAAGACCAAGUCCUUGACACUGUCUAUCUGUUUCACAUGCCCCGAAAGCGAAUGAUUUCCUUGCGAUUCCUUGCUUGGUAUUUUCUGGACCUGAAAAUUCAAGGGGAGACUCAUGACAGUAUUGAGGAUGCCCGCACAGCCCUUCAGCUCUACCGAAAGUAUUUGGAGUUAAGCAAGAAUGGUACUGAGCCUGAGUCCUUCCACAAAGUACUCAAAGGUCUUUAUGAAAAGGGACGAAAAAUGGACUGGAAGGUUCCUGAACCUGAAAGCCAGACAAGUCCAAAGAGAAAUAUCCCAGCUGGGCAUGGUGGUGCAUCCCUGUAGUCCCCACAUUAAGGAGCUGAAGCAGAGGGAUCACCAUGAGUUUGAGAUGCAGCUGUCUUCUCCUCAGUGCUGGCACUCUGAUCCAUUCUCUCCUGUCAGUGUUCCAUGGUUCCAGAACUGGGAGAUCGCUUCCCAAGUUGGCUUUACCCUGUCCACUUCCAGAAUCGGACCUGCUUAGGGUCUGCAGAUGGUGCUAUUUAUAGAUUUGGAAUGCAGCUAAAUUGUUGCAAAGGUUCUAGGAGCCAGAUUCCUUCUUUAUCCUUUGCAAAAACAGUGGGCCAGAAAGAUUCUAGAAUUGAUGGAAAGUAAUUAGUGUUCUUAAUAAAUAUCCUAGGUAAUUAAUACCCAGGCAAAAAACCUGAAUUAAAACUCCUCACUGGCUAAGGACUAAAGUCCUGGACAGUGAUAGGCUGCAACACGAGAUCCACAUUUAGCUUAAGUCUCUUAACUGCCGGAGAGAUACCUGAAGGGGCCAGCAUGUAGCCUAGGUGGCCCUAGCAAACCAGUGUUGCCAACACUACUGCCAAAAGGGACUUUGGUAAAUUCCAGUUGAGGAUUGGGAGGCUGAGGCAGGAAGAGCAGGAUUGUAGCAAGUUCAAGGCCAGCCUGAACUUUGUGGCAUGACCCUGCCUCAAACAAGCAAACAAAAUGACUGUGGGUCCUAGAGGAAGUUUAGCUCAACAGCUGGCUCACUCCUUUGGCAGCUGAGAAGCAUCUGUCUUCCAUUCCUUCUUUUGGCUCAAGUUUUAUUUUUUUAACUUUUGUUUUAAGCCGCAUGUUUUAUACAAUAAAAACAAGAAUAUUA